This is a messenger RNA of Vidua chalybeata, 5186 nucleotides long. RefSeq names its product abhydrolase domain containing 17C, depalmitoylase (gene ABHD17C). The coding region runs from base 719 to 1651 and encodes 310 amino acids. The record is from RefSeq and is a predicted model, not a curated record. Gene Ontology annotation, biological process: protein depalmitoylation. NCBI's taxonomy places the organism in Eukaryota, Metazoa, Chordata, Aves, Passeriformes, Viduidae. The transcript has 3 exons. Gene Ontology annotation, cellular component: plasma membrane; endosome membrane. Gene Ontology annotation, molecular function: palmitoyl-(protein) hydrolase activity.
GGGGGAGCCGGGACAUGGCCGCUGCCCGCUCCUGCCUGCGCGCCGCAGCCGGCAUGGCCCUGCCCGCGGCCGCGCGCGGCUGAGCCUCGACCUUGCCUUCCCCUUCGACCCUCCUCAUCCUGCUUCUCGUGCUCCUCUUCCCUCUCAUCUUCCUCCUCCUGCGGACGCUGCCGGGGCCGGGUCGGGGGCGGUGGCGCUGCGGGGGCCCCUCGCUGCCUUGCGGGGCGUCCCGGGGGCCGGGCGGAGCGGGUGGAGCCGCGCGUGGUGCGGUGUGUGCGGGAAGGUGCUUCCCUGGCUCCUGCAUGUUCCCUGCGGGGGGCCGGCUCCGGGGCUGGAGAGCCGCACUGAGCCGUGGCAUCGGGGAAUUCAUUUUGUAAAUGUGUACGUGUGGCUCAUGUGCGGUGAGGGGGGUCUAGGGUCGUGUUUUAGAGAGUUGCAUUUGCUGUAGCGUUAGUUGUGGCGGGGGGGUUGAGGGCUGGUUGUAGCCCAUCUGUAUUUCGUGGGGUUGUGUUUUUGGUUUGUAUAAGCAGUUUCUAGGCUUUGAAGAGCUGCAUUGCUGUUGCCGAACUGUAGUUCUUCCAAGGUUGCCAUUGUUUGCGUUCUGGGAGGGCAGCUGGUGGCCUCGCAGGAAGGCGGCAGGUCGCGUCGGAGGAGGGCUCUGGGUCGGUUCCGUGUGACUUCUUUCCAGGGGAGGUUUAGCUUUUCUCCGGCGUCUCUGAUGCCAGAACAAGGCCCCAGAAUGAACGGUUUCUCUCUGGGCGAGCUGUGCUGGCUGUUCUGCUGCCCGCCCUGCCCCAGCCGCAUCGCUGCCAAGCUGGCCUUCCUGCCCCCGGAGCCCACCUACACCGUGCUGCAGCCCGAGCAGCAGCAGGAGCCCGGGGCGGCGGCCGGGGCGGGCACCCCCACGGGAUCGGGCACCUGCAGCCUGCACCUGAGCGAGCGGGCCGACUGGCAGUAUUCCCAGCGGGAACUGGAUGCCGUGGAAGUGUUCUUCUCCCGCACGGCCCGAGAUAACAGGCUGGGCUGCAUGUUCGUUCGCUGUGCCCCCACUGGCCGGUACACGCUGCUCUUCUCGCACGGUAAUGCUGUGGACCUGGGCCAGAUGUGCAGCUUCUACAUUGGCCUCGGCUCCCGCAUCAACUGCAACGUCUUCUCCUACGACUACUCUGGCUACGGGGUGAGCACCGGCAAGCCCUCUGAGAAAAACCUGUAUGCAGACAUUGAUGCAGCCUGGCAGGCCCUCAGGACAAGGUAUGGUGUCAGUCCUGAGAACAUUAUCCUGUAUGGUCAGAGCAUUGGUACUGUCCCUACAGUGGACCUGGCAUCUCGGUACGAGUGUGCAGCUGUGAUCCUCCAUUCUCCCCUGAUGUCUGGGUUACGGGUGGCUUUUCCUGACACCAGGAAAACCUAUUGCUUUGAUGCUUUCCCGAGCAUUGACAAGAUCUCUAAAGUGACCUCUCCUGUGCUGGUCAUCCACGGUACCGAAGACGAGGUGAUCGAUUUCUCCCAUGGCCUGGCCAUGUACGAGCGAUGUCCACGAGCAGUAGAGCCCCUCUGGGUGGAAGGGGCUGGGCAUAAUGACAUAGAGCUUUAUGCACAGUACUUAGAGAGACUAAAACAGUUCAUAUCUCAUGAACUUCCCAACUCCUGAAGAAGCCUACCUGAUUUUACCUCAGUUACUGUGAACGGAAGAAAUUACCUGGUUUUGCACAUGCUUUAACUGGAUAGCUGUAAUAGCUUUAUACUAUGAAGAAAUACCCUGUCUUGAGGGUGUUCUAAUCAAACAUCUGAUGAAAUUUGUCUUUUCUAUCUGGAAAUGAUUCUACUAAUGCACACAAAUAUGGUCAACUACUGUAAUUCCAACAAUUUUUAGCUUCAUUGCCCUGAAGGAAGUGGGAAUCCUAGCUGCUUAUGGGGACACUUUUUACCUAGUGCUGUAUUAAUUGAAGAUCAGUUUUCUCUGUCUCACUUCAGAUCAUUUAUAAUUCUGUCCUACAAAGACUUUUUCCCCAUUGUGUUCUCAGAGUGGAGAACACAACUGUUACGAGCUACAGCUUGUUCUGAACAAUCAUGGGUUCAAUCUAAGGGAGUACUUUCUCUGUGAAGUUUCUAGCUGUGGUAUUGUAACUGGAAAGUUAUUGUGAUGAAGUUCCCCUUCCUCCCUUCUAGUGUUCUUUUGUUAACUUACUGAUCUUCCCAAGUAAAUUAUUUAAAUAUACUUUUACCUGAAAAUAAACAAACUACUAUAUGGGGCUAAACUCUGUAACGACCUCUCUAUUAGUUGUAUAAAAAUAACUGGAAUAUUCUUAAAGGAUCUAGGGACAAAACUGCUUUUGUUUAAAAAUAAAUGUGUAAAUUUACUACUAGAAAACUCAUUUUAAUAUUCAGAUUGUCUGAAUAAUAGCCAUAACAGACAUUUCCUUCUGUAAAGCAUUCCUGUAGACUUUUUAAAAGUACUGUACAUAUUUGAAUUUACAUUGUGCAUAGAUUCUUAAUUGGUAGUUUUAAUUUAAGUCUAGUUACAAUAAACUGCAAAAUUCUGGUUUGUAUAUGAUUGAAUACAUUUUGUUAAAAUAUGUUUUUAUCCCUAUAUUAUUUUGCUAUUAAAGUUUUAUAAAGUUUCCAGGACAAAAAAAAAAUAGAAUUUACACAUUUAUGUUUUGAUGAAUUAUGUAACUAAAUUUUCAUUGAGCUGAUCUUUUUAGUUUAGAAGUAAUUUGAUUCUUUGACACUGGAAUCGCACAGAUUAUGCAUCAGAAAUGCAAAACACUUAAUUGUUACACUGCUAGGGUAGGUCUAAUUUUUCCAAAUUUAAAGGCCUUAAAUGUACUGUAAGCCUCAGAUUGUUGUAUAAAUUGAUUGCGAUUGAUUGCAGUUUGUGUCCUGUUGCUAGAGAGCAACACAGUGAUUGUAAUGGAAUAAAGGAUGCAUGGAUUAGAGCUUGCUCAAGUUUGGAAUCUUAUUUGGUGCAGAAUUUUUGUACGUGAGGAAAGUGUAAAAGCAUUACUUGAUAGAGUAAGCUGGGUAUGUAAAUGAAAUGUGCAAGAGGUUACAUUUAAAUGGUGUUCAGCUGGUUCUAUGUAAUGAAAAUUGCCUGGAAGAAAUAUGUGAACAUGGUUGUUACGAAUUCCUCUAACAGGCCUGCAGUUAAUUUUCAGUGCUGCAAGUGUGCAUUGUCUUUGAUUAUUGCCUUGGCCCUAUUACUGCAGAAGGGGAAAAACUUGUAUUUUCACUUCCAGUGAAAUGAGGACAUGCAUCCUGGUCCACAUCACCUGGAUCCUUAGACUCUGGAUCUGAGCAUCAGUGUUGUCUAGCUGUGACUUUUAACUGUCCCAAGCAGCAGGGCCCCCAGCAGUUCUUUUGGUGACUUUGCCAGCCAAAAUUGUCAGGUUUUGCCUGAUCACCACCUCAAGCUCAGCACUUCCCUCCUGUAUUUUAAAUAAAUAUUCAGAUACUUGUCUGAUUUUAUAUAUAUUUGUUGUACCUUCAUGAAUCCACCGUGAUUUUCUUCCAUUCCUAUAUGUGUUCUUCCUGGGACUGUAGCCCUGUGGAAACCAAGCUGCUGUGUGUGGUACAGGUAUUCAAGUCAGUGUUGAAAGGGUCAGCCUGUCCCUGUAGCAACUUGGGGAUUUUUACCUAAUUAGCUCUGGUUUUUGCUGUCCACAUUGAACUUUGUGUUGCUCUGAAACCUCAGCCUGCAAUGUUUCUUCUCCUCAUGACCCUCUGUAGCUGCCCUUUAACAAACUGAUAUUUCUAACCUUUUCCCUGUAAAUUGAUUUUUUGAUCAUUACUUUUCCAACUCCUGAAGUAAUUUUGUGACUUGUCUUUGCAUUUGCUUUGUUUUUUUCCUCUGUUAAUGAGAACCCUGAAUAUGAAUUCAACAUGGUUAUUUAUGUCCCAUGGUCUCUGCAGUUGCAGGAACAGUUCACGAUGUCCUGACUGAACCUGGAUUUCCACUUGUACUAUCUUUUAUUUGCCUGAAUUCCUGCUUAACUAAUUCUCAGAGGGGCCUCAGUCUUCUGGCAUCUGCAUUGUCUGGUUUGGUUUGUGAAGUUCAUCUGCAUUAAACUAACACAGAUGUUUUGUUCUUAAUUAAAACGUUAAUGACCUAUCAUUGAUCCACUGGUAUGGAUCUUUCCUCUCUAUUAAUUCGGUAAUUUGUUUACCUGUUUGUUCCCUUAAAUAAUUUUCCUUGUAGCCCUAUUCUCAUCCAAUAAUUCUUAAAUUGGUUCUGAUUUUUUUAUAAUUUUCUGAUGUAUGCUCUGCACAAAAUAGAUGCUAAUAGUGAUCUGCUUUGUAUUAUAAACUAGUAUCAAAGUUUCAAGCAUUUCAAAACACUGCUGGUCAACUUUAGAACUAUUAGUUGAAAAAACGUGGCAAAGUCAUGAAGAUGCAGUUUCAUCCAUGACAGUGAAUUUCAAGUCCUCAUUAUUUUAAAUAUAAAAUGUUUUUAAAAUUUAAAAAAUAUUUUCAUUUUUAAAUUAUAAGAAAGGGGAUGAUGUGAGGUUAUGAAAAACAAAUUUUGGGCUUAAAAAAAUAGUCUGUUCCAGCAAACUGCUAACAUGCUGUAAUUUAAAUGUAUAAUGUGGGCCUUUACAAGAACUUGUUAUGCAUAUUUUAGAGCUAUCAAGGUGUCACUGUAAAAACGGCUCUGUGUGCCUGGAUAAAUUAUACAACGGGUCUCCCAAAGGUGUGAGCAAUCACUUACAUGUUGUUGUUGAUGGGGAUGCUCUGUCCAUUUUUCCUGUGUGACUGACUUUUUGUUCACGUAGUGCAGCCACAGGUGAUGUACAGCUUGUUUGCAGAAAGGUAAGAUGUGGUACAUCUGUUUACUAUCAGUAGUUGUCUCGUGUUUGUACUUUGGAAAAGCCAGAGGAGAAUUUUUGUUACAGCUUCAAAGGUGUGGUUUUCCAAGGAGUCUGAUAUGUAUCCUUUUAAAGUUUAUGUAACUGUUAUAAAUUUAACUUGUGCUCACACGGAGGCCUGGUACUUGUGUCGCCUCUGCUGCGGUUUUGUUCCUGGUUCUUCCAUGUCACUCCUGUAACUUGUGCCAGCUUUGCUUGGGGUGCUGACACUGGAACUCUAAAUACCAAACCUGUAUUUAUGCUUAGCAUUGUACACAUCUAUGAACUCUGUAUUGCAUUUGCUUUUUCUAAAUGGUGCUAAACAUAGAAGCAGAGACCCAA